CUCACGCGUUCAGAACUGUGGAAGUAUGGGAUCAAACUAUAGCUGUCUAAUUCAUAACCGGCACUUGAUGAUUCGUUUGACACAUGGAAUGAAACUAAAUCUUGUUAAAGAAAGAAAAAGUAUUAAUAGAUGAUGAAAAAAUGGAAAAAAUAGCUUGCAUAAAAUGGAAAAUAAAAUGAAAACAAUAGCUUGCAUAAUGUAUUUGAUAGUCAAUGACCAAAACUAAAUCGUGUAUAAGUAAGAAAAGUGUUAAAUAUAUUAUGAAUAUUAUUUUAUGCUUUACGAAUUUACAGUAUACCCGAAUAUUUAAAAAUUCAUUUUAUGAAUUGAAAAUUCUAGAGUUCGAUAUAAUAUUCCACAAUUAUUUCAAUUAUGGUUGGCUAGAAUAGACAUAUUAAAUAUAUAAUUACUUACUUUCUGUGGGCUUUGAUAGUUAAUAUGCAUAUACUGUUUUGUCCAAUAAAAACAUUUUAACUAUAAAUGAAAUAAAACAGAUACGUGAAAUUUUACUUACACAUCUACUGUGUUUUUUUUUUGUUAUAUGUUCUACAUUAUAGAGAUGGUCACAAAUCAGAUACUAUUCGUACCCGAACAUUUAAUCCAAUUCAUGUUCCCUAAGAGUUGGAUCAAGAGAAGCUAAGCUAAAUUGAUGACUUUUAACCGUUAGGAUAGGCUGUCUGCGUCAAGAUUUACACUGUUAUUUUUUCCCUAAAUGGUAACAAAAGAAGAAUGAUAUGAAAUAAUAUAUUAACAUAUGUUAAUAAUUAAUUAGAAGUGGCAAAACACUUUCUACCUGUUACAUCAGCUUUUGUCGUUUCGUUAUGAAACAACUUGGCUAUUUCAUAAUUAUUAGUUUGUCUUUUUUUUCCAUCAAUUAUUAGUGUGUCCAAACCUUUUCGUUAUGAUUAAUCAACAUCAAUACAAUUAUUUACAAAAUAAUUUUUUUCAUUCGAAUUUUCACGUUAAAAAUUAAAACCGCUAAAACAGAAAUAAACCCCUGGUUGCUUGCUUACCAAGCCAUCCUGGCAAGCUCCUCCAGUUCGAUUAUUAUUCUUGACUUGACUUUGUAUAAAAACUAGUCACUAUUAAAAUAAAAAAUGAUCGAUUAUCUAUCCAAAAAGAUAGAGAGUCCCACAUACGAGAAAAUAUCACAAAUAGAGUUGAACCAAGUAAUAUUGCAAAGACAUAAUGAUGGUAAGGUCGGGAUAUCCCCGUCCUAAUCAAUUAUACCAUGAAUGAAUUUUUAUAUAUAACUUAAAAUAAAUUUAUAUUAAUAAUAUCAUUUUAAAAAAAAUAGAAUAAUUCUCAUAUAUUAUGUUCUUAUCUUGAAUUAAUAUUUUUCUAUUUAUAAAUUUAAAAAUUAAAAUGUAAAACAAUUCAUAAUUAAAUAUAUUAACAAUUUAUAAUUAAAUUAAUGUUAUCUUGAAAUAAUAUUUUCUAUUAUAAAAAUCAAAAAAUAAAAAAUAAAAUAAUUUGUAAUUAAAUAUUAAUCAAGUAAAAACAUUUGUAUACAAAUAUUUUCUAAAUAUUUUUAAGAUGUAAGUGUUUUAAAUUUCAGCACAAUAAUAGACCUAUAUAUUUUAAUGAAACAUUUUUGGCAAAUUAAUGUUAUCUUGAAAUAAUAUUUUCUAUUAUAAAAAUUUAAAAAUACAGUAUAAAACAAUUUAUAAUUAAAUAUUAAACAAGUAAAAACAUUUGUAUAAAGAUAUUUUCUAAAUAUUUUUAAGAUGUAAGUGUUUUAAAUUUCAGCACAAUAAUAAAUAUAUAUAUUUUGAUGAAACAUUUUGUCAUAUAUAAAUAAUUUGAUCUCUGAUUUAAAUUUUUUGAAAACAUAAAUAAUAACUUAUCAUGAGAAUUAAUAAAACGUAAAUAAAUAUUUGUAAUAAAAUUAUAUCCGCAUGGGAGAAGAUUUUCGUCUUCUUGAACGAGUUAAAUACAGAAAGAUCAAAAAUGAUUAAGACAGAAAAAUGAGUAUGUUGUGUGAUUACAAGUAUGACUUUGGUUAUCGUGAUUACUAUUUGUCGUCUGACUAAACAUAGUUUUUACUUGUUUUAGAACGAAAGUCACCAAAUUCAAAUAUUACUUCCUGUUCGUGAAGUGACAAAUUGACGAAAGGACAUCGUGGUUUUAUAAUUUUUUUCUUUAUCAAUUACAAAAUCGUAAGUAAAUUUAUUCUAUUGUUAUUCAGUUCUAAUGAUAAACAUGUUUUUUUCAAAUUUACCAACUAGGUUAAUUUUUUAUUUGUAAGAUUUAUAUUAUCGUAUACUAUUUGGUAUUAUGUGGGUGAAAAGGUAUUUUGUUUGCCAUGUCAAUUUUAGGUGCCUUCUAAAAAAAAAAAAAAUAGGGGGUGUUAUUGCCUAGUGGAAUUGGAAUUUUAGACAAAAAAUAUAUUGGGUCUUAUUUAACAGGAAACCCGGAGUGACAUUUCCCAUAAUGCGAACCGGGACCUACAAAGGUGUGCCAAGACAAUAUUUGCAUAGUCCAUAUGGUAUUAUAUAUUUGUCUAAUCACACAUUGAAAAACAUGUUCACAAAAUGAAAAUGAAAUGGCCGCACGCAAAUAUAGAAUGAAAAGCAUGAUGACAUUUAUAAUGUUAAAGAAGAGUGUAGAGAUAAAGUUAUGUGGACAAAAGAAAAAUUCAAAGAAAAAAAAUGAGAGACAAAGCAGAUGUUAAGAACAGGAGUUUUGCUACAUUCACAUUAAAGCUUCCUUCAUAAUAAUACCAAGUCUGCUCUCAUUACAUUCUCCCCCUUUUUGUCAUCUUGAUACCUUAUCCUCCCGCUUAUCUUUGCUUUGUUCACAUCACAAUUCAUAUAAAAAUAACCCAAAACAAAUCACAGUAAUUUUUUAGGAUUAGAAGCUAUGUAAAUAUUGUAUAUUUUACACUAUAAACAAUUCUACUAAUUUCAGAAUACAAGUAAUAAACUAAGAAUUCAAUAUUUGUUCCACUCGGCCAUAGAAAGUUCAAAUCUACUAAGAAUUGUUUUCAAUGUAUUAUUCUAUUUUUAUUUCAAAUUGAAUAAUUAAAAAUAGAAUUAAUUUUUCCUUGAAUUUAGUUAAAAAUAGAACGUAGAAUACAAAAAAAAUUGAUGAAUAUAAUUAUUCUAUUUUGGAGCUAGAAAUGAAAUAAAAUUAGAGAAAAUUGCUUUAGCUGUUGAGGCUAAGAAAGGAAUUGAUAAAUGGAGUGAUGGCCUAAGAUGUAGCAAACUAGGGCUGGAGAGUUUUGGAAUACAGAUGGGCCGAUAAUGGCCUGUUUCAUACAUCAAUCUUCACUAUGCUCAACAAGAGAAUUUGCCACUACAGAAGAGAAAUAGAAGCCUAACCACACUUGAAAUCAACAAAUCAAACACACAAGCUAAAUUACAUUUUUUGUUUUUUCUUUUUGUAGAAAACCAGAACAUCAUAUAAGAACAAACAACUAUCUCUUCUCUUUUUAGUUCCAUAAAUUUUCAUGUUUACCACUUUGUUGGUAUAAUUAUUUAUGUUUACCACUACUAAAGAGAUAUUUUCAAAAAUACAUUUUUUCACUAACGGGGAAUUUUUAUGUUUACUAUUUUCAGGCUACCACUUUUCAUAUUUACCAUCAUUAAAGAGACAUUUUUAAAAGUACAUUUUCAUUAAGUGGCAAAAGACUUUUAUAUCCUUGCUAUUUAUAUGUAUAAUAAAUCAUUAUUAAAAAAAUAAAAAUAAAAUAAAAAUAAAAUAAAAAAUAUAAUUUUUUUUUAUGUUUUCGAAUUAUACUUUUUUAAAUUCUAAAUUUUUAAUAAACUUUUUUUUAAUUCUUUUUUUUUCAAAAACUUUUUUUUUUAUUUUAUUUUUCAAAUUUCUUUUUGAAAAUCGAAAAUUAUGUUUGAAACUAUUUUUUCAAACUAUUUUUUAAAAAAAAUUAUAUUUUUUAAACAUUUAUUUAUAUUAGAAUCUUAAAUUUCACAUUCCAAAAACCCUACCCCACCCCUCAACUCUAAACCCUAAGUCUGGAUUAGUUAACCCUAAGAGUAUAAGUGUCGUUUACCCUUCACUAAAAGUGAUGGUAAAAGUGGUUAGUGUAAACAUGAAAAGUGGUACUAUGAAUAUGCUAUUUGUAGCAAUUUUUCACUAAAAAUGAGGAUACAAAUAGUUAGUGUAAACAUGAAAAGUAAUACUAUAAAUGUGGUAUUUUUGGCAAUUUCUCUCUUAGUUUUCACUUUUUUGUCUUUAAUUCCUUUGCUUUAAGCAAAAUGCACUGAGUAUCACGUGUAGACAAGUUCGAUCCAUAGUUUUUAACCACUACCAUAAUCACGUCCGAGUGGUCCAAACUUAUUUCGGAUUAAGACAUCUCUCUUCUUUAUGUUUUUCUGUCUUCUUUGUUCUGUAGAUGAUGAUGUUCACUGGUGGCCAGUUACAUAUAAUCUAAAAGAAAGGAAAGCAACUUAUACAAAAAAAAGAAGCAAAUGGGACAAUGUUAUAACAAGAAGUAGGAGAUCGAACCUAAACGGGUAUUCCAUAAACCCUAGCUAGCUAAUAGACUGCUUACCACAAUGAGCACAAGAGUGUGAAUAUACAAUGCUCACUGUAUGAUGAUCUUUCAUAGUCUAAACGAACGAAAGCUACGCAACAAUCACCAAGAAGAUACACAAUCGAUUUCAGAAAUCAGCUCAAAACCCUAAGAUUAACAAAGCUACUCUCGAUCCCCGAUCAAAUCAGCAUAAUCUAACAUAAAUCAAUCAAACGUCGAGUCCUUUGAUGAUGACGUAGUAACCCUGACGCUUCUCUUCGUCUAAGCCCUGGCUCUUCUUCUUCCUCUUCUCCGAUCUAUUAGCUAGCUGGUUUAACGGAUUUGAGGAAGUGAGAGCGGGAAAUCAAGUGAAUCUCGUCGCUGAGUUUGUCGUGUAGAUCCUCAACAACUGCUUUAAAUCUCUUGUGAAUACUAUUAGUGAAAUAUUAGAAUAUUCUCUUGUAUAUUUUUGAAUAUACCUAGUAUUCUGUUGUAAAGAUCUCGUAGAUCACGUCACUAGUCAGCCUUUAUAAGGCGGAAUUUUACCAACUUUCAGAUACCUCCAUUUAUCUCCCUCUCUCUCAGAGUUCUUCGUGUUCUUCCCACAAACCCUAGAACGGCGAUGUCUUUGUUUUGUCCAGUUUCAGUGGCCACUCUUCCUUUCCGUCCGGCUAGAUCUCCGGCCGCGAGUCUCCAAACUGGUGCCCAGAGAGUGACUUUUGGUCGUAGCCAUCAGUUCAGCCGCCUCAUUUCAUUCUCGAGCACUUCGGCGCUUACACCCUCCUCGAAUCUGGUUAGCCUCCUCGAAUCUGAGAUCGAAAGCUCCGUUAUUAACGAAGACGCUCCUGACAAUGACGAGUUGCCAGAAUGGUUUCCUUUCCAAAUGAUUGAUCGUCCAACUGAACGAGUUCUGCAUCUGACUAGGAAGUUUGGGGAUGAAACCAUUCUUGUCCUAAUUGACCGACCAAAGGUUCCUCAAGAUGAUGAAGAACUAGUAUUUGGGAUCCCCAUGGGUGUCUAUGUGUCGAAAGAUGAUGAUGGUCUCCGUCUCAAGUUUGGAGUCAAAGCUUUCGCCGAUGAGAUUGUCAUUGACAGUGUAGCUGUCCAACAACGCCCAGAAUCUAAGUGGUCCUACCAAGGACCUGACAUUGAUGACUUGGAUGAGAAUUUGCAGAAGGCUUUCAACAAGUUUUUGGAGAUCAGAGGGAUCAAUCCCACCAUCACUGACUUUUUGGCAGAUUAUUUGGCCAACAAAGACAAGAGAGAGCAUCUUCGAUGGCUCAAGGAUGUCAAGUCUUUUGUUGACAUCUGAAAACUCUCAAAUAAGAGUGAAACUUCUAAGUGAGUUUUAUGUUUUAUGAACUUGUUAUCACCAUUAUCAAUAAUUGUUGAUUUUGGUCAUAUUAUUCAGACUUUAUGUAAUAUCCGAAGCAUCAAACCAUUUCAUUUAGCAUCAUUUACGACCACCCACCGUUAAUGUAUCAGUUUGAUUUUGCUUAUUAUUCAUAGUUUAAGUAAGAUCCGAAGCACCAAAAUAUAUCUUGGGAGUAGGGACCGUAGGGUAGGGUAGGGUAGAGAUAAUACCGACUUACUAUUAUUAUUGAACAGAACAUUAGUUAUGUAUAAAAGUAGUGAAAAUGUACUUAUCUUUUUUUACUAGACUUUUUCUUAUUUUCCAUUUUCUUUGAACUGGAUCUCUAGUUCUGAAAAUGUGAUUCAACUCCAUAAGACAAACAAACUUCAAUAAAUAUUGUAGAAAUGCUACGUGGAAUACAAAGGAAUACAACAGAAACAUCAUACUCUCUCUGUUUUUAAAAGAUGCAUAUUCUACACUUUUCACAUAUAUUAAGAAAACUCAUUAAAUAUGCAUUGUUUUUUGUGAAUAACAUUUUUCCAUAACUUUAAGCCAAUAAAAAUUUAAUAAACACCAUUAAUUUUUUUGAAACUUACAAUUUUUCAUAAAAUCAUACAUUGAAAAAGUAAAAAAUUUAUCUUUUUAAAACAAAAUUUUUUUCCAGAACAUACAUUUUUUAGGAACGGAGGGAAUAAGAUCUAAGAAAAAGGAAUACAAAUAUGCACGCACAGAAUGCAUAAGGUAUGCCGUAUGCGUCCAUUGCACUUGAGUCUUCUUCAGAACCGGGUCAGAGCACACCCGCCCCAGAAACUUUAUAAGGUAUUUCUGCCACGGACUAUGCACGUGAUUUUUUUUCCAGCAAAUACGAUGAAAUUUAGGCAUUUCGUAAUUCAUUUCGGUUUUGUUUGAAAUUUUUUUCCAGUUUUCAGAUAUUUAGGGUGGAGAUUUAUUUAAAAAAAAAACUGCAAAAGUAUUUUAAUUUUUUUUCUGGUUUGAUUUAAUUUUGUUGAAAAAAAAAGUUUGAAUUAAUUUUUUCAGUUUAUCCCUUAGCUUUUUUCCUUUUUCUAUUUCUUUUUGUCGAUUCUUCGUAUGCUUAAAUAAGUUUUUGAUUGGUGGAAUGCUAUUCUACAAAAUACUCUGUUCAAUGGUAUCUGAUUUACAUAAAAAAUAUCAAAUACAUCAUUUAUUCUAUUGGAAAAGAUCAAAUACAUACAUUUUUUUUUCUCUUGUGUCAUUUGGAAUAUUAUGCUGAGACUGUCGAUUAAGACAUAACCAAUGUCGAGUUGGUCCACUGUUAGUAUGAACUGUUUAUAAUGUUUAGGUUCCGGAUAAAAAUUGAGGUAUACCUUUUUUCAUGGAAUGAUAUUUUUGUUUGAUUGUCUGCUGCAUACCCGAAUAAAAUGAGAAAAUUGGCAAUAUUACAUGGGUGAUAGGCUACUACUACAUACAAAAUAUGGGAGGAGAGAAACAAGCAUCUUUAUGAUUAGGGUUGGGCAUUUUACCCGUUACCCGAAUUUGAAUCCAAACCCAAGCCGAAAUCCGAACCGAAAUAGCAAAAUACUUAAACGGAUAAUGAGUAAAAGAGAUUUGAUAUCCGGAUCCAAACGAGUAAUAUAUAUCCUAAAAUAAUCAAAGAUAUGUAUAGUUAACCCUAUAUUUCUAAUUUACGUAUUUUAUUUUAUUCAAAAUAUCUAUAUUGAUGAUAUACAUAGCUCAAAAUCAUAUACUAUACAUAGUUGCGAAUAAAGUGAUUUUGUAUUCAUUUAAAAUGCAUUUCAAGCGUAUUAUUUUAUGCAAAAAAAAACAUCUAAAUUCUCAAAAGAACAACUAAAUUAGUGUUUUUCUAUUGCAAAAUUUUUGUUUUCGAACCUAUUAAUCGUUCAACCUAUUAAAUUUUAAAAUAAAUCAAUUAAACUAGCUGUAAAAUUUUAAGUAAAAGAAACUUGAGUAAUAGAAAAACUUUGAAAAUAAUUUGAUUUUUUUUAUUUUUGAGACUAUAUUUUGGAAAUUUCAUUUAAAAAAUCGUUUAUAUAGUACUUGUUUAUUUCAUAUUAAAUAUUACUAAAAUAUUUAUGUAUUUAGAUAUUUAUUUGAUUUUUUGCUAUUUGGUUUGGUUUGAAUAUUUCAAAUAUAAAGAAAUAUGAAUCACUCGAAUAUUAAUAUUUUUGUGGUUCCACUCAGUUUUUUUUUUGUUUCCUUUAGUUCUUCGUUUUGGUUAAAACGCCCCUACCUACCACGUAUUAGUUUUUUUUUAUCUUGCAAGCUAAUGACACGUCCUCUUGAAGUUUGAUAACUGUUUCUUUGUGUCUAAUGUCGUUCAAUGAGGCCCUAAGGUAUCAUCAUCCGCGUUGGUCUCUCACCUCACCCAUGCAUUGAUGGGUCACUGUCGCGCAAACAACCAAACUACUACCACCAUCCGUGGAAAUAUCUUCCGUUUUUCUUAUUUAAACUACAGAAAAAAGAUAAAAUAUGCAAAUAAGAGGAUCGAAGUUGAGCAAAAAAAAAAGAAGAAGAUCAAAGAUCGAAUAACUCUGAAAGAUGACGUUUACCAAAAA
This is a messenger RNA of Brassica rapa (field mustard), 8383 nucleotides long. RefSeq lists its product as uncharacterized. Gene Ontology annotation, cellular component: mitochondrial matrix. Lineage: Eukaryota; Viridiplantae; Streptophyta; Magnoliopsida; Brassicales; Brassicaceae. The record is from RefSeq and is a predicted model, not a curated record.